Molecule: messenger RNA, 2294 nt
Organism: Gopherus flavomarginatus (Mexican gopher tortoise)
Lineage: Eukaryota; Metazoa; Chordata; Testudines; Testudinidae
Gene: DPYSL5
Product: dihydropyrimidinase like 5
Exons: 13
Coding region: 180-1874 (564 amino acids)
Cellular component (GO): cytosol; cytoplasm
Molecular function (GO): hydrolase activity, acting on carbon-nitrogen (but not peptide) bonds, in cyclic amides
Source: RefSeq, a predicted model, not a curated record
GGGAGGCAGCGCAAGGGAACCUGCUUUGUGCAGACAGUAGCUAUGACAGUAAAGCUCUUUUUGGGAGGAGAACGGAGCUCAGCUCAGCUCCUUGGUAAUGUGAUUCUUCAGCUGCCAGGAGAAAGGGAGGCCGCCUGCCCGGUGAUUGGGAAGAAAUCUCGUUGUCUUUGUGACUAGCCAUGCUUGCCAACUCGGCCACGAUGCGGAUCCUCAUCAAGGGGGGGAAGGUGGUGAAUGACGACUGCACCCUGGAGGCUGAUGUCUACAUUGAGAAUGGCAUCAUCCAGCAAGUGGGCCGGGAGCUCAUGAUCCCGGGAGGGGCCAAGGUCAUCGACGCCACCGGGAAGCUGGUGAUCCCAGGCGGCAUCGACACCAGCACUCACUUCCACCAAACCUUCAUGAACGCCACCUGUGUGGACGACUUCUACCACGGCACCAAGGCUGCUCUGGUCGGAGGGACGACCAUGGUCAUUGGCCACGUGCUGCCUGACAGGGAGACCUCCCUCCUGGACGCCUACGAGAAGUGCCGGAGCCUGGCCGACCCCAAGGUCUGCUGUGACUACGCCCUGCACAUGGGCAUCACCUGGUGGGCCCCGAAGGUGAAGUCGGAGAUGGAGAGCCUGGUGCGGGAGAAGGGGGUGAACUCCUUUCAGAUGUUCAUGACCUACAAGGACGUGUACAUGCUGCGGGACAGCGAGCUCUACCAAGUCUUCCUCGCCUGCAGGGACAUUGGCGCCAUUGCCCGGGUGCACGCUGAGAACGGGGAGCUGGUGGCAGAGGGUGCGAAGGAGGCGCUGGAUUUGGGCAUCACGGGACCAGAGGGAAUCGAGAUCAGCCGACCGGAGGAGCUGGAGGCUGAAGCCACGCACCGUGUGAUCACCAUCGCCAACCGAACUCACUGCCCUGUCUACCUGGUCAACGUGUCCAGCGUGUCUGCCGGCGACGUCGUGGCUGCCGCUAAGAUGCAAGGGAAGGUGGUGUAUGCAGAGACCACCACGGCGCAUGCCACGCUGACGGGCCUGCACUAUUAUCACCAGGACUGGUCCCACGCUGCUGCCUACGUCACCGUGCCGCCCCUGCGGCUGGACACCAACACCUCCACCUACCUCAUGAGCCUGCUAGCCAACGACACCCUGAAUGUCGUGGCUUCGGACCACCGGCCUUUCACCAGCAAGCAGAAAGCCAUGGGCAAGGAGGACUUCACCAAGAUCCCGCACGGCGUGAGCGGAGUGCAAGACCGCAUGAGCGUCAUCUGGGAGCGGGGUGUGGUCGGGGGGAAGAUGGACGAGAACCGCUUUGUAGCCGUGACCAGCUCAAAUGCAGCCAAGAUCCUCAACCUGUACCCACGGAAGGGCCGCAUCAUCCCUGGGGCCGACGCAGACAUUGUGGUGUGGGACCCUGAAGCCGCCAGGACCAUCUCUGCCAGCACCCAGGUGCAGGGGGGAGACAUCAGCCUGUACGAGAACAUGCGCUGCCACGGGGUGCCGCUGGUCACCAUCAGCCGCGGGCGCGUGGUCUACGAGAACGGCGUCUUCAUGUGCGCUGAGGGCACUGGCAAGUUCUGCCCGCUCCGCUCCUUCCCCGACUCCGUCUACAAGAAGCUUGUCCAACGGGAGAAGAGUAUAAAGCUUAGGGGCGUGGAGCGCAGCCCCUACCUGGGGGACGUGGCUGUGGUUGUGCAUGCUGGGAAAAAGGAGACGGGGACUCCACUUGCAGAUACCCCCACCCGACCUGCCACUCGACACGGGGGCAUGAGGGACCUUCACGAGUCCGGCUUCAGCCUAUCCGGUUCUCAGAUCGAUGACCACGUUCCAAAGCGAGCUUCGGCCCGGAUUCUCGCUCCCCCCGGAGGCAGGUCUAGCGGCAUUUGGUAAAACCAGCGACCUGUCCCCAAACUAAGGACGCAGCAGCAGCACCCCACUCCUCCUGCCGGCCCCGCCCCCACCAGAAGACCUGGCCGUGCCACCUCCACGCCCACCCGGGCACCGAGACACCACAGUGCUGUCCUGCGAGCCGUGCCCUCCUGUGGGUGGGCCAUGGCAGGGACUGCCCUCAAUGUGUGGCCAUGCACCCGCAUUCAGCUGCAGCCGCUUUCUGUGGGAUAACGUUUGCUUUGCAGGCUGCGCAGCUGGGCUCCUGGGCCCACGGCGUGCAGCGGGGGGCAGGUGGGGCGCUGGUGCGGGCCGGGCCAGGCCGGGGGAGGGAGGGAGGGCGGCCUCUACGUUCCAUUUUCUGUUUGCACGUUGGAUUUGGAUCAGUGAGUUUUGACUUGUUUGUGCAUCACGUGAAAAUAA